Messenger RNA from Rhipicephalus microplus (southern cattle tick), 3652 nucleotides. RefSeq names its product cysteine-rich hydrophobic domain-containing protein 2. Lineage: Eukaryota; Metazoa; Arthropoda; Arachnida; Ixodida; Ixodidae. The record is from RefSeq and is a predicted model, not a curated record.
UGGUAGUUUCAAGCGAAAACAUUAGCCCCGGGGGCCAGCAAAAACAGCAGAGUAGUGGCGAUCAUCGAACAAAGUCGUGCCGUAGUCAGCUGAACGCCUUGCAAAGCAGCCGCGGGACGGUCUGACAUACGAGCGAUGAGCCCCGUCUUGAAGGCGUUCUAGUUACGUGCUUUCAUCGGUGCGCGCAUAAGUGAACGUUUUCACGGUGGAGAAAAAAUCGCAUGCGUCGAGGAGAGUGACCGAUGGCUGCGUCUCCGGAAUCAAACAUGGCAGAUUUUGACGCGAUCUACGAGGAAGAUGACGACGAGGAGCGAGCGAACGAAGAUUCGCUUGUCAGUCUCGUGCCAGAGCCCGUGGUCAUCCGUGGUGCGGGCAACAUGACAGUAUUUGGGCUCAGCAACAAGUUCGACACGGAGUUCCCGCCCACGCUAUCAGCCAAGGUGGCACCUGAAGAGUUCAAGGCAACCAUUAUGCGCAUAAACAGUGUGCUGCGCAAAACAUUGCCAGUGAACGUGAAGUGGCUCUUUUGUGGGUGCCUUUGUUGCUGCUGCACUCUCGGCUGUUCCCUCUGGCCCGUCGUCUGCCUCAGCAAAAGGACACGACACUCAAUAGAGAAGGUCUUGGAUUGGGAGAAUAGCCAUCUUUAUCACAAGCUUGGACUGCACUGGAAGCUUGGAAAACAGAGGUGUGACUCCAACAGCAUGAUGGAAUAUGUGCUUCUUAUCGAGUUCAUCCCUAAGCUGGCCAUUCAUCGACCAGACUAAAAGCCGUCCAGUGUCACCACCAUCGCAUCCGGACCAAGGUUCGACAAAAGGCAGCAUCACCGAGGGAGUGCAGCCGCAGUGAAUCUCAAAAAUGCCGGACGCUGCAGUGACGGUGCGCCUGCGGGCUGAAGACCGACUUUGGCCUGCACGGCAGGAUGGUGUUUUUCCUGGCUGCAGUUGUGAAUAUGUGCUUGGUCUUGGGCUAGCCGCGCGACAGUGACACGGGUGGUUGGUAUUCUAUCACUGCACAGCCGAAAACGUGUUUGAGGGAGCACACUGCUGGUGUUUCAGAGGCCCUCAUUUGCAUAGUCAUACGUUUCUGCAUUGUAAACGUGUUUCGCCCAUUUAUAUGUGUUGACAACAGUGGCAGUGCUGAAAGAGUGCCAACCUAGUUGGUUGGGCUGGGCACUGUGUCGAAAAUCGCUGCCUGUCACCUGAACAAAACACUUAUAUAAUGUGAAUGUUGACAGCCAAUGCUAAACCAGAAUGCACAUAGUGCAGAUGAGCCGUGUCAAGUGGGAGCUCUGCCUGCCAACGAUUGUACUCUGGAAAUGAGGAAAUGAACUUGUUUUGCAACUGUUUGGUACAGACAGCAACUUCUGUUAUCACCACAGCUCCACAAAUUGAGCGCAGGAAGAAAAAAUAACAUUACACUGGUGCCUUUUCAGCAAGGUGAACAUAAUGACCAACAUCCUACUGCUUCACUGGUGCCCGUAGUGUGUUACCAUUCACUGUAGUCAGCACUGUUACUUUGCAGCAAAGUGCAUACUUUCACUGUAGCAGCUUCUAAGCUGUUUUUAUGUCGCAAGCGUCAAUGCGAGGCAUUGGUGUUGAGAACGGGGAGCUGCGUGACAGUAUCGUUGCUCAUGCGAACAUAGCACAAGCGUGUUAUUUGCAGUCUGCUUUGGCUAACGUAUUGUUAUUGGUGGCAAGUUUUCUUGCUCUUUAUAGAAGCAAAUGCUCCUUUUUGCGAAAAGUUGCAGCGUUGCAAAAUGAAAGCAAUUUGUUUAGCUUUCGUGUAGACCGGUGUUGCUGGUGCGAAUGACUUACGUGAGACGUAUAAAAGUGCAAUAGGUUGGUGCACAAUUGUUGCACAAGUACCAUGACAAGAGUUGGCUAGUUUGUUUGUAGGGAUUGCAUUUUUAGAAUUUCAGGCUAGACUUUGGGACCCGGCUGUACCCAGGUACAGGGAUAUGGGGGCAUGUUUAUCUUCUUGUAAUGUCUUUACUGGUGGCUACCUUAUUCGAACUUUACUUAACUUUGUAGGUAGCCGCAUACAUUAGAACCUGGUCGAUCAUAUUCAUGCAAUUUUGGUUCAUGCAAUUUCCCGGUUUUUACUCUCACAUGCUGGAACAGUGAGAAUGCAUGCUUCAAACUGUCCUAGAUACCAAAGUCAUUGCCUCUAUAAAAUAUUCCUCGUCUUUUUUUUUCCUUUUUGCAAAACCUGUCGAUGCAGCAAUUAGAAUGGCAAAUGCUGUUGAAUAUUUUUUACGAGGGCCUAACGAAGCUGUGGGGCAAAAUUUUCUCAGGUAUUGGUAGAAUUCAUUGCAACAAUCAUUGGACUUUACACAAUCCUAAAUUCAGUCACCAGUGCAAAAAAAGAAAAAAGAGAGAACAGUGUUUCUAUGUCGCAAGAUUUUUGCGCAGCUAUAUGCCAACUUAUAACCAUGCAUUCAUGCAAAUCUUGUAGUUGUGGCGAUACGUAUUGCAGACAGUUCUACUCAAAGGAAAGGUUGGUCUAUGUUCUGGUUGCUAGAGUAACAUUAGAAGUGCAUUUAUUGCUCGGUAAAUGUUAUUCAAAUAUGCUAUGCUGCCAUCAUAGCUGCAUCAAUUACGAGAUACCUCGUCACAUUGGCAGGCAGUACGACUGCUUAAUAUCCAGAACAGUAAGCUUCUGAAAUAUUGAAGUGCCGAACCGUAUACUGGUUGUUUCCUUGGGAUCUACACAUCUCAGCAGUUGUGCAUCACAAAAGGAAAUGAACGACAACAACUAUAGGCAGACAUAGCUCAUAGUUUAUGAACUGUCAAAAUACUGUGGGUGCCUGGAAAAAAAAAAAAAAGAGUGAGCAAAGCUUUUAUGUUACUGUGUUCCUUAUUGCUAUAUGUCUUAUCACAGGAGUUGUAAUAACAUAAUAAGGCAUCAUUUACCAACACCUCUACAGCACCAAAAAAGUCUGUUGGUAUUUGUCAUUUUUUUUUUUUUUCAUAAUCACUGUAUACUAGUAAUCGCUGUGCAACACCAUUGCAUUCAAAACCCAAGUGAUGUACGACUGGUGGUCAUAGUUAUGUGCAAUUCGAGCCUUAGUUUCAUAUUCUCGUUUACUAGAACUGAUGCAAGAAGGUACAGGAUUUAAUAUUUUUUAGUUGACAUCAUCAACAGCGCAGAAAGCUGUACUAACAGCAGUUUAAAGAAAGAAAUAAUCGUAGGUACAAAGCCAAGCUCGUAAUGUGCAUUGCCUUGAGACAACAUCGAUGACAUAGUAUAUUGCGAUAACUCUCUCUUCAACUCUUGUAUGAUAUUUGUAUAUAAAUUACUCAACUGAUCAAUAUGCCACAUUAAUGAAGUUACAAGGGUGUGACAGUGUUGGGGCACCAGGAGCCUUGUGAUGGCUUGAAGUACUUGAUGGCCGAUGUACUUUACUACAUCAUGCAAUUGACUUCGCGAAAUUGGGUACCAAAACGCGCUAUGGUAUCGCUGUUCUCUGUUCUGCGUACAACGCCUCAUCCUCAGAGUUUCUGCUCUCUAUUUAUUGUUGGCACAAUUUACCGCGUGAUCUGACAGAGCUGGCAGACCUAUGCAUAUCAAAUAAUGUGUUGAGAUGUUGUGUAUGUUUACUCCUUUCUUUUUCGCUUUUGUGUGCUUGGAAUAAAAUCCCAUGUAAAGCGAA